AUGAAGUCAACUCUCAUCCUCGCCUUGGCUACUCUCGCCAUUGCCGCUCCCACCGGCACUGUCGAGAAUCGCGACCUGCCCGGUUUCGACGGCAGCGGUUCUGGCAUCGAAGAUGCCUGGAAGGCUCUCAUCCCAGGACUCUCUGGGUCUGACAGCGCCGACAGCUCUAGCCCCACGGACACCCCGUCAGCCAAUGCAAUUGGCAUCCCCGGUUUGGCCGCGGGCGGUUCAACCGAGAACGGCGUUGUCCAGAACGCCGGCUGCAAGGAGUUCACGUACAUCUUCGCGCGUGGAACCACCGAGCCCGGUAACAUGGGCGUGGUUAUUGGACCCCCACUCGCCACGAAGUUGCGGUCUCUGACUGGUGACAAGGUCACCGUGCAGGGUGUGACUUACCCGGCCUCUGUUGGGGGCAACGCUCAGAUGGGCGGAAGCGGCGGUCCUGAGAUGGCUCAGCUCGUCGGACAGGCUCUCAAGCAGUGCCCUGAGACUAAGAUCUUGCUGGGUGGAUACUCUCAGGGUGCCAUGGCUGUCCACAAUGCUGCUGGCAGACUCGCUGCUGGGCAGAUUGCUGGUGCGGUUCUUUUCGGUGACCCAUUGAAGGCUCAGCCUGUCGGUAAAGUCCCUGCCGAUAAGGUUAAGGGAUUCUGCGCCACUGGUGACCCAGUCUGCCUGAACGGUGGAAAUUUCAUGGCGCAUCUUUCUUAUGGAAAGGAUGCCGAUGCUGCUGCGCAGUUCUUGCUUCAAGCUGCUGCUUGA
This is a messenger RNA of Penicillium griseofulvum, 759 nucleotides long. Its product is annotated as carbohydrate esterase family 5 protein. Gene Ontology annotation, biological process: carbohydrate catabolic process. The record is from RefSeq and is a predicted model, not a curated record. Gene Ontology annotation, molecular function: cutinase activity. Lineage: Eukaryota; Fungi; Ascomycota; Eurotiomycetes; Eurotiales; Aspergillaceae. The transcript has 3 exons. Gene Ontology annotation, cellular component: extracellular region. The coding region runs from base 1 to 759 and encodes 252 amino acids.